Molecule: messenger RNA, 6581 nt
Organism: Cucumis sativus (cucumber)
Lineage: Eukaryota; Viridiplantae; Streptophyta; Magnoliopsida; Cucurbitales; Cucurbitaceae
Product: general transcription factor IIH subunit 2
Exons: 5
Coding region: 4841-6112 (423 amino acids)
Biological process (GO): nucleotide-excision repair; DNA-templated transcription; regulation of transcription by RNA polymerase II
Cellular component (GO): transcription factor TFIIH holo complex; transcription factor TFIIH core complex
Molecular function (GO): zinc ion binding
Source: RefSeq, a predicted model, not a curated record
UUUAUUUUUGUUUUGUAGAUUAUUGUCUACGAUUGGAUUUCAUACCCUUACGUGCCCAUUUGAUUUUGUUCAUUAGAAAUGCAACUUAUUGAUUUAUUCCCCCCCUAUUCCGCUGUUCAAUCUGUCCCACGGUUGCAUUGAUAUGUCUUCGUAAUGUUGAUUUCUUCUGAUUGUAGGAUUUUCUUAACUUAUUGUAUCCAGUUGCAUUAAUAUGUCUUGGUGAUGUUGAUGUUUAAUUUGAGAUGGAGGUCUCAGUCAAACUCUUUGGUCAAAGUGUUACUUCGAUUUUGUUUUCUGAUAAGAAACUGGGGAUUACAUUGCAAAAGAAAACAAAAACACAGCCUAAGGGAAGGGGUAGAGGAAACCCAAGAAGAGCUUCCCAAUUGUUAAUAAUCACAAGAAGACUGUAGUUACAAAAUAAUUUAGUGUAAUUUGUACUCCACCAAGAGGCUGUAUGCUGCACAAAAACCCAAAAAGAAUCACAAGAAGUAAACUUAUCUUCAAAAAUUCUACUAUUCCUCUUCUUCCAAAGAUGCCACAAAAGCACCCCGGAAGUGCAGUUCCAAAGGAUUUUUCCUUUUCCAUGGAAGUUUCUACCAUUUGGACUAUCCAUCAUCUAGUCAUUCACCUUCUUUGGAAGGAAACUUUUCAACCCAAAAGUAUCAAGGAGAUUGUUCCACCCUCUCGCAACGAAAAUGACUUUGAGAUCCAGUCAUCAAUGUUGGUCUACGAAUCAGAUAUACUUUACAAAUUGACUUUGACAAGAGGUCAGUCUCACGAGCUAUUGAUUGGUUGCACAUACCUUAUAUUAUAGAGAAAACGGUCCACUUGUGUCCCAAUUUUAAUGGUAGAUGUUAAUUUAUGACCGAACUUGAAUAUGAUUUGGUCUAUUCUAUGAGUUGUACAAUUGCGUUCUUGAGUUCUAAGUGGUAGAUGUUAAUUUGUUGUUCUCUGCAAAUCAUGAUUGAUUUAUAGGCAUAAAGUUUAACAUUGCCAUACAACCCACCCAAGGAAGAACUGUUCUUAUUUAUAUUAACUACAAAAGUUGGGGACCAUUUGGUAGUUUGCAUUUCAUUGUAGUUUUUAUCAUUCUCCCCUUGAGCAAAAAGCCUAGGCCAUUGCUCCAUAUAAACUUCCUUCUGAAGAUCACCAUGAAGAAAAGCAUUUUUAUGUCAAGUUGAUGUAAAGGCCAAUAUUGAGAUGCUGCCAUAGAAAAGAAUAACCUAACAAAAGUGAGCUUAGCAGCAAGAGAGAACGUAUCAAGUAAUCAACCCCAUACGUCUAAACAUAACCUUUAGCCACAAGGCGUGCUUUUAAACGAGCUAUUGAUCCAUCGAGAUUAACCUUAAUUGCAAACACCCAAUUACACCCAACAGUUUUCUUUCCUGCAGGAAGAGAUACUAAAUCUUGAGUACCAUUAUAAUCUAAGGCAUUCACCUCUUCAAUUUUUGCAUUAUGCCACUAAAAUGAGACAAAGCUUCAUGAACGGUCUUAGGUAUUGAGACAGAUUGAAGAAACUUAGCAAACGAACAUGAAGGAGAUGAUAAUUGGUCAUAAGAUACACAAGAAGCAAUAGGAUAAGUGAAAGAACGUUUACCUUUUCGAAGGGCAAUAAGAAGCUCAUCACUUGGUCCUGGAUUUGAUAACAAAGAGUCUUUUGGGACAUAACAUUAAUCUAGAGGUUGUUGCCGACGAGAGUAGACUUUAGUUAUAGGCGGGCGAUUAGGGGUAGGCACUAGCGGAGACAGAUGUGGGGAGGGAAUUGGAGACAUGAGAGUAUAAAUAAAAAGAGGUAGUGAAAGACUUGUCCUCAAAGAAAGUAACGUCUCAAGAUACAAAAUAUUUUUUCAAACUUUGACAGUAAAAUUUGCAUCCUUUUUGAACACAAGAAUAACCUAAGAAAAUGCACUUCAAAGACUUGGGGUCUAACUUUGUCAAAGUAGGACGAAUAUCUCGAACAAAACAAGUGCAACUGAAUAUUUUAGGCUCAAUAGGAAAUAAUUGUUUUGUUGGAAAGAGAACAUGAUAACGAAUCUAACCUUGAAGAACAGAAGAAGGCAUUCGGUUUAUGAGAAAACAAGUUGAAAUUGCAUCAGACCAAAAAUGCUUUGGAACAUGCAUUCGAAAGGAUAAUACUCAUGCAGUUUCAAGACAAAGCCUAUUCUUUCAUUGUGCAACCCCAUUUUGGGAGGAGUAUCAACACAAGAUGAUUGGUGAAUGAUUCCAUGUGUACAAAGGUACAAAUUAUUAAGUGCUUCUGAAAAAUACUCACCAGCGUUAUCACUUCUCAAGCUUUUAAGGCACACACGAACUGAGUUCGAAUUUCAAAGUAACUCAAAACGACUUUUCAUAGAAUAUAAUCAAGUCAUGUGAGAAUGAUCAUAAAAAAGGUAACAAAAUAUCUAAAUCCAGUUUUGGACACAACAGAACACAAAUUCCAAAUACAAGAAUGAACUAAACUGGAGCUAAGAUGUUGAAAUUUCGCAAACUAACAUAAGUCACAAUCCAAUGAAGACAAGUUAUGAAAUUGAGGACAAAACUUUCUUAAGACCGAGAGAGAUGGAUGACCAAGACAACAAUGGGCGUUAAAAGGAGAAAAAACUCUAGAAUAGGCAACAUUUGUUAAUGUCGAUACUUGGUGAGCAAAACUGUAAAGUCCUCUAGAUCCAUGUCCUUUCCCAAUAAUCUUCUUUAUUCAAGAUCCUAAAACAAGCAAUAGACAGGAAAGAAUGAGACACAACAAUUAAGGUCACGUGUGAUUUGACUAAUAGAGAUCAAGUUAAAUGACGACUGAGGUAAAUGUAGGAGAAAUGACAAAGAAAGGGAUGGGGUGAGUUUUAUGUGCCAGAUCUAAUAACAAAAGACCUUGAUCCAUUUGCUAAGGUAACACUGGUAAUGGAUUUAGAUCACAAAAUUGCAUAAAAUAAUUUGGGAUUAUCUGUCAUAUGAGCAGUAGCAGCAAAGUCUAUGAUCCAUUUUGUAGAGGAGGAAAGGAAACAAUGAUUCUUGUUACCUAGCAAUGGUUGUAAUUGGAGCACAUGCCAACGAUGGAGGAGAAGCUUUUGAUGGGUUUUGGUACUUAUGAGAUUUAGUAGAAAAACCACGAAUAGAUUGAACCCGCAAUUGAACCAAAUUAGACAUCACUAUGGGAUCUUGUUCAACUAUAGAAUAGUAACAACCUCAACAAGUCACACCAAACCAAAUGAGUGCCACACCAGACAAAUUGAGCAAAAAAUAGCCACAAAAAGAGCCAAAAUAGCCACAAAAUAGCGCAAAACAGCCACAACCCCUAGAAACAAUCGGAUUUUCUUUAAAUAUCGUCACACUCGAAUGAAUUUCAAUGAAACUAAAGGCACAGACUGAUCGAAAAUCGAGCUCUAAGAUGAACCUAACCAACGGCAGCCCAAAUGGGCCUCCCACGUGCUUCCAUAUGCCGAAGUGUGGUGACGAAGAUAGAUCCCUUCUAGCAGCACAUAAGCUUCACGUGCUGCGUUUCCGGUGACGAAAAAUGCAAACCUCAGUGGAAUACAGUGGCGCUCCUCUUGUGUUGGGCAGAAUAUGACGGCACGUAGGUCACUUUUGAGCUCAAUUUUGAUGCUAUAAUUUGUGUUAUCGUGAUUAAUGGUCCUAAGACAGUUUCUUGACAAAGGACAGUUAGGUAAAACAUUUAAGAGCAUUUUAGCAUGAAUUUACAGCUUUGAUUAAGGGGUUUGAAAGUUGAAAUUUGUUUUGGGUCCAUAUUUUAGAAUUUCAAAAGGGUUCGGUGAGUCAAAGGAAAGAUUAUCUAGAUAUAAAUUGGGUAUCAACCUCCUAGAAUGCCUUUGAGACAAACAAAAUCUAAUUAAAUUUUAAGGCAUGCUAAGAAAAUUUAUGUUAUGGUAUGUCUGGUUUAUGAUUGACAAUUUAUAAGGAUGUGCUAUAAAGUUAUAAGUUACUAUGAUAUGAUUAUAUAAUGUGAGACCCCUCGUUGUAUGUUGCAUAUAAAGUUAGUGGCAACUACCCUCCUACCUAUAGCUAUUUAUACACUAGAUUUGUGUACUUUCAGGUCUGCUAUAUUUAUGUGCCUAAUGGCCAAUUAGUUUUGGUUUUAAAAUAGCAUGCAUAGUAGUAAUGACCCUGGGUAGGGACCUCAAAAAAUUGGGUUGUUACAAGAAAGUUCUUUAGUUCAUAAUUGUAUUAAUAUCUCUAAUUUGCAAAGAAGGCAAUAUAAAACUAGGUGUAGUUUAAUGUUAUGUUGGCUCCUUCAAAUUUUGUAGUCUAUCUUUCUUGUUUUCUAUCUAAUUGAUUAUAUCUUCUAGUGGGCUCAUUAUUGAAGAGUAGGCAAUAUGUUUAAAACGAUAUUCUGCUUUGAAAAUAUUAUGGUAAGUGUACCCUUUGUUCUCCCUGCUCUUGAAAGAUACUGCCAAGUUAUACUAACGUGGUUUAAGAUAAACUCUUGGAUCAUCACUUGGAUUUAGCAGCUUCACUAUUUCCCUCUAUGGUUGUCAUUAAGUUGAAGAAAGGGAGAUGCAUCAUGCUUGCUAAACUUAUGGAGAAAAGGUUACCCAGAAAAGAUGAUGGCUUAGGGGUAGAACAUUUCUUGGAACCUGGGCUUCACAAAUGCUUGUUUGGAAGAAGUAAUUGAAAUCCAAUGAAAUCAAACCCAACUGGACUACAUUGCUGAUUCCUCAUCCCUCCUAUUGACAAAUAGGACGCCAUUACCUAAAUAUUUUUACCGACCUACUGUAUUCCCCAAGUUGGGAUUUUUGUGAGUAGAAUUUGUUUUAGGUAGUGGGGACUCAUCAAUUUGAUCUUGUUUCAAAACCCAACAAGUGUAUAUCUUCUGAAAUAGUCCUUAAAUAUGAACAAUGGGGAAAAUAGGCGAUUGAAUGGGGAAGCCGAUGAAGAAGAUGAUGAUGAUGAUGCCAAUGGACUUGCUGCAUGGGAAAGGACUUAUGCGGAUGAUAGGUCGUGGGAAGCCCUGCAAGAGGAUGAGUCUGGACUCCUUCGUCCGAUCGACAAUAAAGCAAUUUACCAUGCCCAGUAUCGAAGGCGCCUUCGAACCCUUUCUUCCUUAGCAACCACUGCUCGGAUUCAGAAGGGUCUUAUUCGCUAUCUCUAUAUUGUCAUUGACUUCUCCAAGGCUGCUACAGAAAUGGAUUUCCGACCAAGUCGAAUGGCUGUGGUGGCAAAACAUGUAGACGCUUUUGUAAGGGAAUUCUUUGACCAAAAUCCACUCAGCCAGAUUGGUUUGGUGACUAUAAAAGAUGGUUUUGCUAAUUGCUUAACAGAUCUUGGUGGAAGUCCUGAAUCUCAUGUUAAAGCGUUAAUGGGUAAACUGGAAUGCUCAGGUGAUGCUUCCUUGCAGAAUGGUCUGGAACUUGUCCACAGCUAUCUAAAUCAAAUUCCAUCAUAUGGGCACCGAGAAGUUUUAGUCUUAUACUCUGCUCUUAAUUCUUGCGAUCCUGGGGACAUCAUGGAGACAGUUCAGAAAUGCAAAACUUCUAAAAUAAGGUGUUCAGUUAUUGGUCUUACUGCAGAAAUUUUUAUUUGCAGACAUCUCUGCCAAGAAACUGGUGGCUCGUACUCUGUCGCAUUGGAUGAGUCUCACUUUAAAGAGUUGCUAUUGGAGCAUGCACCCCCACCCCCAGCGAUUGCAGACUCUGCCAUGCCUAAUUUAAUCAAGAUGGGUUUUCCACAAAGAGCAGCAGAGAGUUCCAUUGCAAUAUGUUCAUGCCACAAGGAAGCUAAAGUUGGAGGGGGCUAUACUUGCCCUCGAUGCAAAGCACGGGUUUGUGAGCUUCCCACAGAGUGUCGAAUUUGUGGACUGACGCUUAUCUCCUCUCCCCAUUUGGCUAGGUCGUAUCAUCAUCUUUUUCCAAUUAUACCAUUUGAUGAAGUCUCUGAUAAAGUAUUUCAUGACCCACGACACCAACUUCCAAAAGUUUGCUUUGGCUGCCAAGAAAGCCUCAUGAAUCCUAGCACAGGUAACAGUCCAAGCAUACGUGUUUCUUGCCCAAAGUGCAAACAACACUUCUGUCUUGAUUGUGAUAUUUAUAUUCACGAGAGCUUGCACAAUUGUCCUGGCUGUGAGAGUUUCAGGCGUCCCAAAUUAGCGACUUCUGACGAAUGAAUGUCUACUUUUAGAUGCAACAUGGCCCUAACCGAAUCCAAACAGGACGCUUCUCUGUCUCUGUUCAUUUGCGUAAAAAGCUGCAAUGAGAGCUCUGUUGAAUGAAUGCUGAAUCCAAGGCUCACACUGCUACCAUGCAGUCGUCUUUCAUGUUUCAUCCAGAUCCAAAGCUUGUGACUUUUUGACACUUAAUGUCAUUGUUGAAAUUGGCUAGAAGAUUAAUUUUUCAAGAUGAAAGGCUGAAAGCCAAUUUCCUUCUAGGCUGCAGGAUGGACGACUUUACUUGAAUGUACCCAAAAUUGACCCCCAAAUAGACAUUUUUCCAUUUUCAUGAGAUUUUGUAAGAACUUGAUAUUCAUUAUUAUCUGAUUCAGGUGUAUUUUGAUACACAUUCUUUUAGUUAAGUUAUUAAAGGAGCUUGUGCCAGAAACUUCAGUGUUUACUAUUAACAAUAAACACUCACGUGUAA